Cyclospora cayetanensis is the source of this 2895-nucleotide messenger RNA. RefSeq lists its product as uncharacterized. Lineage: Eukaryota; Apicomplexa; Conoidasida; Eucoccidiorida; Eimeriidae. The transcript has 9 exons. Gene Ontology annotation, cellular component: nucleotide-excision repair complex; Cul4A-RING E3 ubiquitin ligase complex. Gene Ontology annotation, molecular function: protein binding. Bases 1 to 2895 code for a protein of 964 amino acids. The record is from RefSeq and is a predicted model, not a curated record. Gene Ontology annotation, biological process: proteasome-mediated ubiquitin-dependent protein catabolic process; protein polyubiquitination; transcription-coupled nucleotide-excision repair.
AUGCCGGGAUGCAAGCUCUUAUCGGAUGUGGAAACAGCGGCUACACCGAGCCUUCAGUUCUGCAUGGCAUCAGAACGUGUGCCUCCCUUGCACAACCAUUCAAUAGGAAGUAUAGGAAAGGCUUAUCGUUUGACUUGUCCAUCAGAGGUCGUCUCCAGGCCUUCAUGGAGUAGCCAGAGAACCGAGCUGACAGGCAAUGUUUUCAUCGACUACAGACGAUACAGCACCCGUCGGCUUCAUGACUUGCAAGCGCUGCAGCACUCUUCUGAGACAGCGGCCAUCCAGUCAUUAUCGCUCACCUGCCGUCGGUCGCUCUUGAGUUGCCACUCUGCAUCUAUCACCCGUCUAUCCUUGGACCACACGAGAAGGUAUCUACUAAGCAGCAGUAGGGACUGCAGUAUCGCCCUCUACGACUUGGAGGCAGACAUGGCUUGGAACCUGAAUGGAGGAUUCGGCCCAGAUCCAAAGGUGCACCCUGUUGGUUAUGUGCAGAGAAAACCUGACAGGCCUCCGCGGCGCAUUUUGCGUCCACUGCGCUUUCAACCAGCGGCAUCACGAAUUGUCCAGGGGAAACGCACCACUCGGCAGGGCUUCAACGUUGCCUCUUCUACUGGGCCUCAAAGAGGUCACUCGCGCUCUGCUACCUGCGUCGAGUUCAUGCCAGGAGAUAACGGGUUGUUCGUCUCCGCUGGACUAGACAAAAUUCUUAAGAUAUGGGACACGCGUGCCUGGGACUGUGUUCUGGACAUCCCAGUUGAGAGUCCGAUCCUUUGCUGUGCCUUUGACCGGGUGGUAUUCCAAACAAAAGCUGCUUCCAGCAGCACCAAGGCGCUAACGGCAGGUUCACAGUCUUGUUCGGAAGAAGCACCAGCGGAUCUUCUACUUGCUGCAGGCUGUGAAGAUGGCGGAAUCCGCAUUUUUGAUAUGAGAUGUGGAGUCGCCCAGCAGACUCUGCUUGGCCAUAAUGGUGGCGUGGUGACGGCAGCAUGGGACUUGUGUUCUUCAUACCAACUAUUUUCGGGUUCUUCUGACAGGUCGAUCAGGAAGUGGGAUCUUCGACAGGGUGACUCUCCUGUACUGAUUUUCGACAAGAAUAAACCGGAUCUCGAGUUUAUUGGCAAUCGACGAUCCCAAUCACCUGUUUUCCGCCAGCUGCUGCAUAGCGAAGGUUUCUUCGGGCGGGGUUAUCCCGGUGAACAGGUAGCUCUACACGAAGCUCAAAAGGGCCAACCAUUUCUGGCUUUGAAGGACAGCAUUUUUGGCGGAAGGGAUUUCCAUCUCGAUAAUGUGGCGGCAGCAGCAGCUUCCGCUGCGUUCUCCAUGGACGCUUCCUUUUCCCCAGUCAUACCAUUGCAAGCGAGUUCUACUCUACAUAUGCAGAAGUCGUAUGAGCCUGUGGCUGGCAGACUCCAGCCUCAGCUUCAAUCUCAGGGAAAAAGGUCAACACUACACCGUAUGGAUGAUCGGAUUGACUCUAGCAGAGUGUCAGGGCAGAGGAGACAAUCAAAACUUCAAAAAGUGCAAGAUUCCUCGUCGCUCAGGAAAAUAUGCCAUCCACGUGGCAGUCCCAGGCAUGAUCCGGAAUCAGAUGGCAGCCCACCAUUUCAUGAACAGAAAAAAUUUGGCAUGUACAGUGGACAUGACAUGGCCGAUCCGCACACCAAGUUUCCAGCUGCAAGGUGUAACAGUGGUUCCUUUGGUGGUCAGGACUCAACCUCCGCUGCAAACAACGAUCUUGGGUUUGUUCGUGACAGAACCUGUGCCAGCCAUCACGUUCCGGAGAAACAUGGUUUUGAGACAGGGGGCGAUGCAGUCAACAAGAGAAACGUGGCUUUCAAACGUCGCUUUGAUGAUUCACCUUCCCAUGAGAAAAGUGCUUUCCAUACUCCGGUUUUGGCGGAUCGCAAUGCCACUCAGGGGGACCGUCUAGCGGAGCUGAUGAGUACAUAUGGGAAACUUUUAAGGGCACACAAUCGUGCAUGCAAGGUCCCAUCUGCAGCCGGAAUCGAUGGUAUAGCUAGUAAUGAUCCGCAAGUACUGCGAACAAAUGAGAUCCGCGCAAGUCGAAGAGGGACCUCUACUGCCGAGAGCACACAGGGCGCUUCGGAAGAGGCUUGGCAUGAGCUUGGCCAAGAAAGAUGUGGAACAGCAUCUAGUCAGUCAUUACACAACAUGCCCAGCGAGAGGAUAUAUGUCCAUAAUUCACGUGACAGCGAAUGGUGCGGACUUGGGGUGAUAAGCGAAGAUGGACUGCAGAGCACAAUGAGUCCUCAUCCACGCAAUAAAAAUGCUUCUAACAAAUUAACUAUGGAUGCCAACCACUUUUUUCAGGUCUGUGCACAUGAUGGAGCAGUAACGUGUCUUGUACCUAGCCCAGCUGGUUCUUACCUUAUAUCUUCGGGGGACGAUGGACAAAUCCGCUUGUGGAAUGCCGCUACCGGCUGUCAUUGCUUUGUUUACAUGAGUCUUAACAUAAUUCGCAAUAGAUCCAGCCCUGCAACCUCUAAUUCUGAUUCGCGGCCCAGACGUGCUGUGCAACAUUCCAGUGUGCGAAGGUUAGCCGAGCUGGGAAGUGCAAAAGCAUGCGGACGACUUUGGGGCAAGCAAGCAGCCAUAUCGUCCACCGGGCAAUACGUUAUCCACGGAAGAGGCCGGGUGCUUUGCACCUACGACGUUUUCUCAGGAGCAGAGCAGCAAAUAAUUACUCCUGGUCACACACAUGAUAUCAUCUGUGUUGCGUGGAAUGGCCAGAAAGGAGAAGCAUAUUCCGGUGCUUCUGAUGGAGCGGUUCUCAUUUACGACUCGUUGUGUGAUGCAGAUGGACAGGAUGACGAAGAGGCAAGCGAGGAGGAUGACGCUAACAUCGUUGACGUCGUACCCAACAAUUUCGUCUAA